This is a messenger RNA of Exophiala xenobiotica, 1216 nucleotides long. RefSeq lists its product as uncharacterized. The transcript has a single exon. The record is from RefSeq and is a predicted model, not a curated record. Bases 73 to 870 code for a protein of 265 amino acids. NCBI's taxonomy places the organism in Eukaryota, Fungi, Ascomycota, Eurotiomycetes, Chaetothyriales, Herpotrichiellaceae.
CGUAAAUCUUCCCUCCACUCUCAACAGUCAGCCUUGGAUAAAUCCUCAACACGACACACUCUUGCGACCAAAAUGGCUUCCAUGUUUCCUUCAGGCCAGACGUACGAGCCUCUAUAUGCCAUAGCAGCCAUCCUUGUUGGGUCGGCCAUCAUCACAUACUUGCUAAAAUUCGUCAACCUUGACCUCAAGCCUUUCCUCGCGACCAAACAGGGAAUGGCUCUUCAAAAUAUCUCCAGCUAUCUCUAUGAGCGAUUUCUGAAGGUCCUUUCGGUCUCUGAGCCUCUUUCACCUCCAUCGAGUCUAUCCACCAUAGUCUCACGGGGAUAUCUUGAGACUCUCCCUCAGCGCAUGGGCCCGCGGCCUAUCAUUACAGGCGUCAGUGAACCCCGCCAAAUUACACAGCUGUCGCCCGAGGAGAAACAAGUCCCAAACAGACUACGAGAAGUCAUCUCAGACGUCUCAGCUCGCUAUCCUUCAGCCACCUACCUCGGCCGAUCAACCUUCGAGCCUGAGCCUAGCAGUCCUACCACGCUCUACGCCCGCCAUCGCAUCUUCAACGAGACGAGAUACUAUGGUGAGAUUCUCAGAGCAGAUGGUCUCGAUGGCUCCAUCCAAUGUACCCUUCAUCCGAGCGAUGUCAAGACGGUUAUCGAAAAGGGCUGGGGUCAGAGACAUCCACUUUCAACUCGUCUGGCGUCCUGGCUCGUUCGACUGUGUGGUCGAAGCCAAGCAGCUCCCACGCCGAGUUCGCAAGUUUUACUCUAUGCACCUCGUGACCAGGCCGAGCUGGACAUUCUUGCUCAAGUCGUCAAUGCUGCUGUCUGGUGGGUCGGAGGUAUCGAUGCUAGACUCGAUGACGAAGCCUUCUAGACGACACGAGGUACGAACAAUUUGAGCUCGACAACAAGCUUUCAAAGGGAAGCUUCGCUGGCUCCGCUUUCCCGCAGGGCUGUGUCAAUGGGGAAGAGUCGGGAUCAAGACAUAGCCUACUGCCAAACACUGGGCUUCGAUAGUGAUGGUGCUUGAGACAGAGCUCAGCGAGGCUCGGAGGACUUGGCUGAUACGGACCGCCUGCUACGGCGACAUGGCAGCUCCGAUGUCUCGAGUCUUUGCGAGAUAUGAUGUAUGACUAUCACAAAUGAUGACCGAGUAGAUUUUGAUUGCAAAUUGUCCGUAGCGCUUCAUUCGCCUCCCAGGCGUGACAAUUCAUCUUCGG